Messenger RNA from Blumeria graminis f. sp. triticale, 1473 nucleotides. Lineage: Eukaryota; Fungi; Ascomycota; Leotiomycetes; Helotiales; Erysiphaceae. The record is from the annotation of a GenBank genome assembly.
AUGAAAUGGCCCAUCACUGACAGCGGCUCACUAAUAUAUUCUGUCAUGUAUUUCAUGGGAAUCAAUCUUCCCGAUGGCUCUACAGCCCUGCAGCCUCAAUCAGAGAAUAUAGAGAUGAACGGCAUGUCGGAGAAUAGCAUACUGGCGGAUUUUGACGAAAUACCUCUCGGCCUAGAGCAUAGAUUUAGUAACAGCUCGGGCCUUGAUGCCUUUGCCUCUCACCUGGCAACCACGCAAUCUACAGAGGGAGCCUCAUCUGCUGCCAGGCCUUCCACAGAGCUUACAUUUAUCGAGAAUAGAAUAGCUGGUACAGGGCCGCUGCUUGCCAACCACGACUUCGCCCCAGCCCAAGAUCGCGGGAAUGGUGUCACCGAGUUCACAAAGAGAAGAAACUGGUCACAGCGUAUAUUGGAAGAAAUUCAAGAUUUCCUUCACAUUCUAACGCCUGACGGCAGAAUUAUCUAUAUCUCGCCUAGCGGCGAACAGCUGACGGGCUACACAAAAGACGAACUGAGGGGGAAUUUCAUUGUGGACUAUGUCCAUCCCGAUGAUAGUGGAAUGUUUAUCCGUGAGUUCAAUGAAUCCAUCGCAAGCGGACGCUCCUCCCGCUUCUUUUAUCGUUUUCGGAAAAAGGACGAUGCCUAUGCCAUAUUCGAAUCUCAUGGUCACCCGCACCUGGCCUCUGAUGCUGCAAGUUACGAUCAUGCCGGUAACUUGGGUACCUGUCGUGGAUUCUUCAUGAUGGCUCGGCCUUACCCAACAAAGAACUCGGCACUCUUAGACUCGUUUCUCGAGCACAAGAUUGAGAACCAACGGCUCAUGAAGCGCAUUAAUGACUUACGCAAAGAAGAGGCUGAGGAAGAGAACGAUUUACAUUUAAACUGGCCAAAAAGAUUGGGCCAGUCAAAGAUUCAUUCCGAAAAAUCAGACACCAUCUUCUCAGGUAGCACCGUUGAAAAUCGUCCAAUUAAAUACCCCAAGCCCAUGAGCCCUAAUGGCUUAGCCAUGCCACCGCCCGCAAAAGUAAUUAAUCUCCCCCUAACCCGACAAGCCUUAGAGAAAUCUAAUGCCGGCUUAAAACCCGAUUCAAUAAGAGACAAAAUGGCCCGUUUUGACGGCAUUUCUCACGUCGAAACUAUCGAGAUGAUGACGGGAUUACGAUAUCAUGAUGGGGAAAGAAGCCUAGGCAUAAGCACUGGUGCUCAAAGCCCAGUACUAAUUAAGGGGGAUGCUGGCAUCGUCAUACCAUUCGAUAAAGAGUCUAAGUGUGAAAAGAAAAAAUCCAAGCUACCUGAUGAAUAUGUCUGCACAGAUUGUGGAACCCUUGAUUCCCCAGAAUGGAGGAAAGGACCGAGUGGUCCUAAAACCCUUUGUAAUGCUUGUGGACUCCGUUGGGCUAAGAAGGAAAAAAAGAAACCGACCGUACCUGAUAGUUUGCAAGCUGCGUCAGUGGGAGAACCUACCAAAGGUUGA